CACUUUGAGUAGCUCAUGAAGCUCAGAAGUGAAUAACAAUGUUCUACGCAUGAUUUCUUUCCUAUAGAAAGUACUUAGUACUAGUACUACUGGAUUCUAGAGGAGCUCGAUCUCCAUUCUGAUUAGAGGUGGCAAACGAACGAGUUUGAACAAAUCAAAACGGGUUGUGAUAUGUAUAUAUACACAACGUUCCUCUGUAAGUUCUUGAAUUCGAAUAUCAACCUCAGAGCUUCACAGCUAGCAUGGCUUCUACUCAGAGGAUACAAGAAUAUGAAAGUCUAUCAACACCACUAUUGAGUGAAAAAGAUGGGAAUCAUACAACAGAUCAUAAAGGGAAUCAAACAACACUAGGCCGCGCUAAUUUUCUAAGCCGCUGGACAUUUUCAUGGAUCAAUCCUUUGCUGAAAUUGGGUUACUCUAGACCAUUGGUUCUUGAAGACAUACCAACCCUUUUGCCAGAAGAUGAAGCUUUCAUAGCUUAUGAGACAUUUGCAGCAAAAUGGGAUAAACUCAGAAAAAAAUGCAAUACCCACGAAACCAAUCCCGGAAGUUUGAUUAUUAAUGUGAUGACUAAAGUAUUCGCAAAAGACAUGAUAAUUGUAGGACUCUGUGCACUCCUUAGAACAAUUGCCGUUGUGGUUUCCCCUCUUUUGCUAUGUGCAUUUGUGCAGUACUCCAAUUGUUUGGAUAAAGAUCUCAAUCAAGGUCUCAUUCUUGUUGGGUGGUUAUUGGUCAUGAAGGGUAUUGAGUGUGUGUGCCAAAGACACUGGUUUUUCAAUUCUAGGAGGUCUGGGAUGAGAAUGAGAUCAGCUUUAAUGGUUGCAAUCUACAAGAAGCAGCUAAACCUUUCAAGCCUUGGAAAGCGAAGGCACUCUACAGGGGAGAUUGUGAAUUAUAUCGCUGUUGAUGCUUAUCGAAUGGGGGAAGCUUUCUGGUGGUUCCACAUGGCAUGGAGUCUCGUACUCCAACUUUUUCUCUCGAUUGGUGUGCUUAUUUGUGUCUUAGGUUAUGGUGUCCUUCCGGGUUUGGUUCCACUUUUCAUUGUCGUCCUUUUCAAUGUACCCAUGGCAAGGAUCUAUAACAAUUGUCUAUCCAAAUUCAUGACUGCGCAAGAUGAACGGUUGAGAGCUACUUCAGAGAUCUUGAAUAAUAUGAAAAUCAUCAAGUUGCAGUCGUGGGAAGAGAAAUUCAAGAAUGUGAUUGACUCUCUUCGCGAAAAAGAAUUCAAAUGGUUAGCUGAAACUCAAAUUAAGAAGUCCUAUUCGACAAUACUAUAUUGGUUUGCACCCACCAUAAUCUCCAUCAUGGUGUUCAUUGGAUGCGUGAUCCUCCAAACUGCGCCGUUGAAUGCUGCCAACAUAUUCAUGAUUCUUGCUAUGUUACGGAACAUGCAAGAACCUGUUAGAACAAUCCCCGAGUCUAUUUCUACAUUGAUUCAAGUCAGGGUCUCGUUGGAUCGUAUAGGUACCUUUUUGCUUGACGAUGAGUUCUGUGAGAAAAUGAGGGUCCCAAUGAUCAAUUCCGACAUCAGUAUCAGAAUUCAAGGAGGUACUUUCAGUUGGGUUCCCGAAUCUGCAAUUCCAGCAGUCAAAGAUAUGAAUUUGGAAGUGAAAAGAGGGCAAACAGUUGCAGUUUGUGGGCCAGUUGGUGCCGGAAAAUCAUCACUUUUACAUGCAAUAGUAGGCGAAGUACCCAAAAUCUCAGGAUCAGUGAAUGUUAUUGGGUCUGUUGCUUAUGUAUCUCAAGCACCUUGGAUCCAAAGUGGGACAAUUCGAGAUAACAUACUCUUUGGAAAGCCAAUGAACAGAAUCAAAUAUCUUGAAGCCAUAAAAGCAUGCGCUCUAGAUAUAGAUCUUAAAAGUUUCAACCAUGGUGACCUCACAGAAAUUGGUCAAAGAGGGCUUAAUUUGAGUGGUGGACAGAAACAAAGGAUCCAGCUUGCCAGAGCAGUCUACGAUGAUGCUGACAUCUAUCUUCUCGAUGACCCUUUUAGUGCAGUUGAUGCACAUACAGCUGCAGUUCUUUUCAAUGGUUGUGUUGUGGCUGCUCUGCAGGAUAAAACCGUCAUUCUAGUAACUCAUCAGGUUGAGUUUCUCAACAAAGCUGAUAAAAUUCUGGUCAUGGAAGGAGGACAAGUGACUCAAUUAGGAAGCUAUGAGGAACUACUAACAUCCGGGACAGUUUUUGAACAACUUGUGAAUGCUCACAACGAUGCAGUCUUAUCUUCAAAUAAUGAAAACCAAGGUGAAUCAAAAAAAUUGGAGGCAGAUCAGCUACGCGAGCCAUAUCAGUCUCACAGCAUUCAAGAAAACACUGAAAAGGAGCUUUCGGUUGAGGGUAUUCCAGGGAUCCAACUAACAAAAGAGGAAGAUACAGCAAUGGGAAAUGUUGGGUGGAGGCCAUUCUUGGAUUAUAUCAAUAUUUCAAAGGGGUCAUUUCUUCUUGGUUUGACCUUGUUCGUGCAGUUUGCUUUCUCUGCUUUGCAGGCGGCGGCAACUUAUUGGUUAGCAAUAGCCAUUGAAGUUCCCAAAAUAAACUAUGCAACAUUGAUUGGAGUCUAUGCUGGACUGUCAACCCUAAGUACAUUAUUUGUAUUUCUAAGAACUUUGUUUUCAGCCUAUCUAGGACUCAAAGCUUCCAGGGCUUUCUUCCUAGGUUUUAUGAAUUCAGUGAUCAAAGCACCCAUGCUCUUCUUUGACUCCACGCCCAUUGGAAGGAUAUUUACUAGGGUUUCAUCAGAUAUGAGCAUUUUGGAUUUCGACAUACCUUUUGCUAUUGCCUAUUAUGUUCAUUGUGUAAUAGAUAUGUUGGCAAUAAUUGGAAUAAUGGCCUCUGUCACAUGGCCGGUGCUCAUUGUAGCGGCUCCUGCAAUAAUAGCUGCAACAUAUGCUCAGAGAUAUUACCUAUCCUCUGCAAGGGAAUUAAUGAGAAUCAAUGGAGUAACCAAAGCGCCAAUUAUGAACUACACAGCAGAAAGUUCACUAGGUGUAGUCACUAUAAGAGCUUUUAACAUGACAGGCCAGUUCUUCCGGAACUACCUCAAGCUCGUUGACACAGAUGCAAGACUCUUCUUUCAUUCCAACACUGCCACGGAAUGGUUACUUCUACGAGUGGAAACACUACAAAAUCUGACUCUAAUCACUAAUGCUCUUCUUCUUGUCCUGCUUCCUCAGGGUUACUUAGAUUCAGGGCUCAUGGGACUAUCUCUUUCUUAUGCUCUCACACUGAGCACUGUUCAAGUGAUGAUGUCACGUUGGUAUUGCAAUUUAGCAAACUACAUCAUUUCUGUUGAACGAAUCAAACAAUUCAUGGAUAUACCACCAGAACCUCCUGCAAUUGUAGAUGACGCGAGGCCACCUCCUUCGUGGCCCUCUCAUGGAAGGAUAGAGUUGCAUGAUCUAAAAAUUAGGUAUCGGCCAAAUGCUCCACUGGUUCUCAAGGGAAUCGCUUGCACUUUCAAUGAAGGCCGUCGAGUGGGAGUUGUUGGAAGAACUGGAAGUGGUAAAAGUACACUAAUAAGUGCUCUGUUCAGAUUAGUGGAGCCUGAAAGUGGCAGAAUUCUCAUAGAUGGCCUCAAUAUAUGCUCUAUGGGUUUGAAGGAUUUAAGAUCAAAACUCAGUAUCAUCCCUCAAGACCCCACUCUUUUUCGGGGCAGCAUUCGAUCAAACUUGGAUCCUCUAGGCCUGUACUCUGAUACUGAGAUAUGGGAGGCCCUCAGCAAAUGCCAACUUAAGGAUACAGUAAGCAGUCAACCGAACCUUCUAGAUUCAGUGGUGAGUGAUGAAGGUGAAAAUUGGAGUGUUGGGCAGCGUCAACUCUUGUGUCUUGGAAGAGUCCUCCUUAAAAGAAACAAGAUUCUAGUUCUAGACGAAGCUACUGCAUCAAUUGACACUGCUACAGAUGCCAUUGUGCAGACAAUCAUCCGACAAGAGUUCCCUAGCUGUACGGUGAUAACCGUAGCUCACAGAGUUCCCACAGUCACAAAUAGUGACAUGGUCAUGGUUCUCUCUUUCGGGGAAAUGGUGGAGUAUGAUGAGCCCUUAAAGCUUAUGCAGACCAACUCCUAUUUUUCAAGGCUUGUUGAGGAAUACUGGUCUAGCUGUGGGAGAAAUUCUGUUCAAGGAUUCGGUAAUUUUUAGUGGAAAAACGGUAAACUGUCAUUUAUAUAAGAGCGAC
Messenger RNA from Camellia sinensis, 4176 nucleotides. RefSeq names its product ABC transporter C family member 8. Gene Ontology annotation, biological process: transmembrane transport. Lineage: Eukaryota; Viridiplantae; Streptophyta; Magnoliopsida; Ericales; Theaceae. The record is from RefSeq and is a predicted model, not a curated record. Gene Ontology annotation, cellular component: membrane. Gene Ontology annotation, molecular function: ATP hydrolysis activity; ATP binding; ABC-type transporter activity.